UUUUUCAAUUUUUUUUUUUUUCAAAUUUCGAUUUUCUUUUUAGAAAUUAUGACCAGAGAACUUACUACUGAAGAACUAGACAAGCUCAUUGAAUUGUCAGUUAAAGCCAAAGAAAAGGCUUAUUGCCCUUAUUCAAAUUUUCGCGUUGGUGCUACGCUCCUCGAUGUAGAUGGGAAUUGGCAUACAGGUGCUAACAUUGAGAAUGCUUCAUAUGGUGGAGCGAUCUGCGCAGAACGGACAGUAUUUAUUAAAGCGAUUAGCGAAGGUCAAAGGAAAUUUGUUGCCCUUGGUGUAUCCACUGAUACUCGCCAUUAUGCAAGACCUUGCGGUAUAUGCCGACAAUUUAUGAUCGAAUUCGAAGAUAUUCUUCCUAUUUACCUCAUUCAACCUGAUCGUUCUUAUCAAAAAGUUAUACUUAAAGAUUUGUUACCAGAUUCUUUUGGUCCCGAAAUUAUGAAAAUGAGUAGAGUAACUGAAAAUACAACUCCAUAAAGAAAUUAUUAUUUAUAAUAAAGUUGUUGUUAUAAUUUCACUUUUCUUUUUACUUGAAAAUUCCUUUUU
Rhizophagus irregularis DAOM 181602=DAOM 197198 is the source of this 561-nucleotide messenger RNA. RefSeq lists its product as uncharacterized. Gene Ontology annotation, cellular component: cytosol. The record is from RefSeq and is a predicted model, not a curated record. Gene Ontology annotation, molecular function: cytidine deaminase activity; zinc ion binding. Lineage: Eukaryota; Fungi; Glomeromycota; Glomeromycetes; Glomerales; Glomeraceae.